ACCCUUUUGUAGCCAUUUUUGCGCGACAAACUGUUAUCCAAAAAGGAUGUCUGCUUGACGUCUUUUAUUGAUGAUAGCGAACUUUUAUUUGGCUUUUUCUCUUAUUUGAUGGACCAAUGGUGUCUUGUUUUACAUUCGAUCCUCCAUCUUUCUAAAAUCUGAGGCGUUUAUUUUUACAAAUUUCUAAUGUGACUCGUGACAGCAGUAAACAUGUCUGAAUGUAAUUGAAUGAGCAAAUCAAACAUUUUUUUCAUUCAUCAUGGAGUCUACUAAGGAAAUGCUUCUACCUCGCCCCGAAGUUGAUGGAAUUCAACAGUCCCAGAUUGAAAUGGUUACAGUGGGCCAAGAUCCUGGAAUGAGAUUGAUGAAUGAUGCUCAAGUUGACCAGCAGCGUGAUGCUCUUCUCUCCAAAGAUAUUGUAUUGCACCCCAGUCAUGUGUACGCCUCUGAUCCCAAUCUAGCAAUGAUGCCUGACAGCAGCAGCAGAGCUAGGCUUAGGAGAAUACUCAGCUCUCACCGUUUUCAGGUGUUUGUCGUUUCCUUUGUAAUAGUGGACUGCAUGGUGGUGAUUGCCGAACUGCUAAUGGACCUGAGAAUUCUUGGAAUGAUGGAAGAAUAUGGAAUGAAAAAUCGGAACAAGGUUUCCUUGGAAGCCCAUUACAUUGUCCCUGAUGUCCUGCACAGCAUCAGUAUAGCUAUACUGGCCAUGUUUCUGCUAGAAACGGUCAUCAAGAUUGCAGCUUUUGGCUUGUCCUUUCUCAGGAUGGGCUGGGAAAUAUUCGACACUGUCGUCAUUUGUGUGACGUUCGUGUUGGACGUCUUGAUGCAACACUCUCACUCUUCGACCAACGGCCUGGGCUUGUUCAUCAUUUUACGUCUGUGGCGAGUGGCUCGCAUCCUCAACGGAAUGGUCCGUUCAGUGAGGAGUCAGGCUGUCCGGCACGUCGAAUGCGAGAAACGUCGACGCGAGGUUCUCGAGGAUGAACUGCUCAAAUAUCGGGAACUCUGCCAACGUCAGAAGAAACUGCUUGCCGAAAUGGAGAAUCUUUUAAAGAAUCACAACAUUCCUCUACCUGACAAUUUACCGAUUUUUAGCCGGAUCGGAUCCAUCGGAGUCUUCCAUCCAGAAUAAUCGUCGCAGUUGUGUGUUUGCCCACCAGAUGGCGUUCACGCG
Daphnia pulicaria is the source of this 1174-nucleotide messenger RNA. RefSeq names its product voltage-gated hydrogen channel 1-like. Lineage: Eukaryota; Metazoa; Arthropoda; Branchiopoda; Diplostraca; Daphniidae. Bases 260 to 1132 code for a protein of 290 amino acids. Gene Ontology annotation, biological process: proton transmembrane transport. Gene Ontology annotation, molecular function: voltage-gated proton channel activity. Gene Ontology annotation, cellular component: plasma membrane. The transcript has 4 exons. The record is from RefSeq and is a predicted model, not a curated record.